Molecule: messenger RNA, 536 nt
Organism: Manduca sexta (tobacco hornworm)
Lineage: Eukaryota; Metazoa; Arthropoda; Insecta; Lepidoptera; Sphingidae
Exons: 2
Coding region: 20-334 (104 amino acids)
Source: RefSeq, a predicted model, not a curated record
GGAAUAUGCUAAAAAUAAUAUGAUAAGGAAAACAAAAAAUCGCUCAGGAGUUACUGAAACUAGAAUUGUGUCGUGUGCUGAAUGCGGAGAAGAAUAUUGCAAUGGCAAAAUGUGCGUCAUAACAAAUUACGAUAUGUUCGCUCGACUAAAAGUGGAAGUGGAGACAAAGACAUCACGCACACAAGCCACAUUGCCCCAGGGAGCGAGCAAGCUGCGCCGCAUGCGCCGGCGCGUGCGUCGCAAGCCGCGCAGCAAGAGUGCCGCACCCGCCGCCCUCGCCGCACGGAAACCACACGGCAACAAAUCGGGAGCUAGAAGUGAUUCAGAAUUGUAAUAUAUUUUGAGGAAUAAGGACAGAUACAAAACUUAAAAUCAUUUAGUUUUGCAAAUUGAAGGCCUGAUAAAUUUUCCUAUUGAUUAAAUUAAAAUUGAGCUACAAACAAGCAAAAUAGGAAACAUCAUAGACUACAGUCACACACACACACAACAUCACGCAUUUUAUCCCCGAAGGGGUAUGCAGAGGCGCAACCAUGGCA